GACCCCGAUGUGGUGACUGUUCCCUUGCCUGUGGAAUAUGGCCCCCUCCCUGAAGAGGAGGAGCGGGUACCCAUGCGCCCUGAGGACCCCACGGCCUCCCCCCUGCUGGCGUCCACUCUGACGCCUGACGAUGCGGGCCCCGCACCGUCAGCCCCCAAGCCCACCGGGGCCACUGAGGCUCAACAACCCCAGCCAUUCACCAUGACCACAGCCACCUCCAAGGUGCCUCCCCCCAUCUUCACCCAGCAACCUAACCCAGACGGUGGCCACGUCAAUCUGGCCUUCACCCAGGGCCACCCUGGGGAUAAGGAGGGUCGCAAUGGGAAACCUACCAACCUGUGGAACCCCACUUACGGCUCCUGGUUCCUCCAGCUGCAGCAGCAGAAGAAGCAGCAGCAUCAGCAACAACCGCAGCAACAACAACAACAGCUGCAGCAAAAGCAGGAAAGAGCGGGCAGUGGAGGUGGGGGAGUAGGAGGUGGGAGGGUGCCGGGCGAGGGGCAGGAGCACAAGGGACGGACUGUGGGCGAGUCGGUGGGGGCCCUGAGUCUCCAGCACCAGCAGCAGUUCCAGCCACCAUACCCCUUCCAUCCACAGCAGCAACAGCAGAUGCAGCUCUUACAUCACCAGCAGCAGCAACAGCAGGGGUUCUGCAGGCCGCUUUUGCCACCUCCGCCACCACCCCAGGCUACCUCCUUGGGUACCACUGACCCUACCCCUUCCCCGCUCCUGUUAGAUUCGGCCGCCCUACCCCCGGUCCCCCUAUUUAGACUUCGCAGAUUCCCCUGCGGGAACAUCGGCUAUGGCUACCAGGAUCAAGGGUUACCCCUAGAGGCAGCCCAUCACCACCAGAAUCCUGCCUCUGUCUACCCCCCUCCUCCACCGCCCCCUCCCCCGCCACCCGUGGCCCCCCAGAGAGGAGUGGCGGGGACCCAGCUGUCGCUGAGCCACUCGACGAUGGCCAAAUCCGAGGACAGCCUCCCUCUGCUGGUCACCAUGGGGACGGUGCAGGACCCGAGUCUGCCCCGGAUGGAGGGCCACAAUGCCACAGUGCUGUAGCCCCUCCAACCCCCAACCUCCACCUUGCUUUUUGGCUCCCACCUCGGAGACUGUGUGUACAGACAGAUAGGCAUACAGACAGACUUGAUGAUCCACCGUGCAACACUGUGUCAAGACACCUUUCGAACAGCCUUCCCGUUUCGACACCUUGGUUUCAUCCACCGAUUGGAUCAAGCCAUUGCAUUGAGUCCAAAAUGUUUCAUCCCAAUGAGAUAAAAUGGCUGUGGAAAUUACAAUGCGGUGUUAAAGCACAUUGGAGCGCUGCAAAGGACCACUAAGAAGAAAAGGUUGUAGGUUGAUGGCUAGGAAAAUAGGAACAAUUGUACAUUUUGCAGCACUGGUUAAUGUUCAGUAGACAAUUGUGGCAGGACGGUUAGAUGUUUCCAUUCGGUUGAACUAGCUAACUUCUUUGCAAUGUGUUCACGAGCCGACCGCUCAUCUUCGCGGCUCUGUCGAUGUCAAAGCAGCCUUUCACAUGGAGUCAUGCUGGAAACACACAAACAGAACAUACAAACACAUAACUAAGAACCAUACACAUCUGCUAGAUGUCUAACUGACUGUAGCAUUAGCUAACUUCUUCUCUAGCUGUCAUUCAUUGCGGGUUAUCUAUUUCAUUGGAAAUUCAGGCCUUGGCAGUUGAUUCAACAAUCAGAAAGAAUUUUUCCCAAAAUAUCGUGAGUGUCGGACGUUGGAUUCCUGAGGUUUUUUGUGGGGUUUUUUUACAAUGAAGAAAAAAUGUGUUUGUUGAUGCUUGCUUGCCUGCUUGUUUAUUUAUUAAUUUGUCUAUUUAUUAUUUGGGAGCUCUAUAAAUUAUUAAUACACCAACCUUAUCCAAAUUAAAAUGACAUACUGUACAUGGGUUAGCUAUUUGACUUUUUUUUUGCACUAAUCUUUGUCCAACGUCGACUUAAUUGAAUUAAUAUAAACCCUUGUGAACAAUGACAAAUGCACUGAAUGUUAUUUCAGAUAGUUGGAAUCAGUACUCAUGGUGGUACGAGGGUGGGAGUGAAAGGGAAUUGUUGGGGGGGUGUAACGGUGCCAUGAGUAUGUGAGUGGCUGUCUUUGCAAUUUAAGGUGUGUGAUUAGGUGUGUUUGAGCGAGAGGGAGAGGGAAAGAAAGACGGACAGAAUUUUUUUUCUUAGAAGGGCAAUACUAUGGAGCUUACUGUAUACUGAUCUUAAAUGUUUAUUCAGGCAAGUUCACCUUCCAUUCCUCGUUAAAUAUGUUUUAUAUGUAUAUAAUAUGGUCCUCUAUGGAAAGACAGAAAUUACUGUUCCAUGGACUCUUAUAUGUGGCAAUUAAUUUAAUUGAAAGUGUGCUUUUAAAUGAAGACAUUUUGGCUUUUUUUUUAUCAAUAACGUUUUCUUGAUUCAUGACCUGCAAAAAUGUAUUAAACUACGUUGUUGCCUUAGCCAGCAGCAAUUACAUCAUAUAGUACCAGUCAAAAGUUUGAACACACUAUUUUCUACAGUGCCUUGCAAAAGUAUUCACCCUCCUUGGCGUUUUUCCUAUUUUGUUGCACUGUUGCAAAGCCUUUUUGAAAUCGGACACGAUGGGUAGAUUAACAAGAAGUGUAUCUUUCAUUUGGUGUAUUGCACUUGUUAUUGUGUGAAAGUUACAUAUUUCAAAAAAAAUAUAUUGAAUUUCCCGCACUGCCUUUUCAGCAGAAUGUUGUCGUGGGGUUCCGCUAGCGGAACGCCUGCGUUAGAAAGGUUAAAAAAAUAAAUAAAACAAAAACAGAAAAGACCUGCGUGCAUAUUUAUUCACCCCCUUUGCUAUGAAGACCCUAAAUAAGAUCUGGUGCAACCAAUUACCUUCAGAAGUCAUAUAAUUAGUUAAAUAACGUCCACCUGUGUGCAAUCUAAGUGUCACAGGAUCCCAGUAUAUAUACACCUGUUCUGAAAGGCCCUAGAGUCUGCAACACCACUAAGCAAGGGGAACCACCAAGCGAGCGGCACUAUGAAGACCAAGGAGCUCUCCAAACGGGUCAGGGACAAAGUAGUGGAGAAGUACAGAUCAGGGUUGGGUUAUAAAACAUAUCCAAAACUUUUAAUACCCCACGGAGCACCAUUAAAACAAUUAUUUAAAAAUGGAAAGAAUAUAGCACCACAACAAAGGGAGCCGCCCACCAAAACUCAUGGACCAGGCAAGGAUGGCAUUAAACAGAGAAGCAACAAGGAGACCAAAGAUAACCCUAAAGGAGCAGCAAAGCUCCACAGCGGAGAUUGGAGAAUCUGUCCAUAAGACCUCUUUAAGCCGUACACUCCACAAUGCUGGGCUUUACGGAAGAGUGGCCAGAAAAAAAAGACAUUGCUUUUUUAAGCAAACACUAAAACUGAGCUUUUUGGCAAUAGAGGAAAACGCUAUAUCUGGCGCAAACCCAACAACUCUCAUCACCCUGAGAAUACCAUCCCCACAGUGGAGCAUGGUGGUGGCAGCAUCAUGCUGUGGGGAUGUUUUUAUUGGCAGGGACUGGGAAACUAGUCAGAAUUGAAGGAAUGAUGGAUGGCACUAAAUACAAAGUAAUUAUUGAGGGAAACCCGUUUCAGUCCUCCAGAGAUUUAAGACUAGGAAAGAGGUUCACCUUCCAGCAGGACAAUGACCCUAAGCAUACUGCUAUAGCAACAUUCGAGUGGUUUAAGGGGAAACAUUUAAAUGUCUUGGAAUGGCCUAGUCGAAGCCCAGACCUCAAUCCAAUUGAGAAUCUGUGUUAUGACUUAAAGAUUGCUGUACACCAACGGAGCCCAUCCAACUUGAAUGAGCUGAAGCAGUUUUGCCUUGAAGAAUGGGCAAAAAUCCCAGUGGCUAGAUGUGCCAAGCUUAUAGAGACAUACCCCAAGAGACUUGCAGCUGUAAUUGCUGCAAAAGGUGGCCACACAAAGUAAUGAAUUUGGGGGGGUUAAUAGUUAUGCACACCUAAGUUUUCUGUUUUUUUGUCUUAUUUCUUGUUUGUUUCACCCCCCAAAAUAUUUUGCAUCUUCAAACAUGUGUCAAUCAAAUGAUACAAACCCCCCAAAAAUCUAUUUUAAUUCCAGGUUGUAAGGUAGCAAAAUAGGAAAAAUUCCAAAGUGGUGAAUACUUUCACAAGCCACUGUAGACGCUGCAGUAAAUAAAUCUGAAUAAAAACGUCUCUCUUGUCCAGGACCGGAGUCUACGCAGACCGGUGCGCCAUAGCCAAUCAGAGGUACAGUAGGCCUAUAUAAAAACCAGCCAUUUACCACAAGGGCCUGCCAUCAUUCACUUUGAACUGGACUGCCAACAUGGGGGUGAAUACUUGCGCAAGCCACUGUCCAUUGUAUAAUAAUAGUGAAGGCAUCAAAAAUAUGAAAUAACACAUGGAAUCAUGUAGUAACCAAAAAAUUGUUAAACAAAUCUAAAUAUAUUUUAUAUUUGAGAUUCUUCAAAGUAGCCAACCUUUGCCUUGAUGACAGCUUUGCACACUCUUGGCAUUCUCCCUUGAAUAAGUAGGUAUUCUAAAACUUUUGACUGGUACUGUAUAUACAAAAGUAUGUGGACACCUCUUAAAAUUAGUGGAUUCAGCUAUUUCAGUUGGAAUCACGAUUCUAUUCUUCCAACUUUGUGGCAAUAGUUUGGGGAAGGAUCUAUUCUGUUUCUGCAUGACAAUGCCCCCCAUGCACAAAGCGAGGUCCAUACAGAAAUGUUUUGCGAGAUCAGUGUGGAGGAACUUGACUGGCUUGCACAGAGCCCUUACCUCAACCCCAUCGCAAACCUUUGGGAUGAAUUGGAACGCCGACUGCAAGCCAGGCCUAAUCUCCCAACAUCAGUUACCGACCUCACAAAUGUUCUUGUGGCUGAAUGGAAGCAAGUCCCUGCAGCAACAUUCCAACAUCUAUUGGAAAGCCUUCCCAAAAGAGUGGAGGCUGUUAUCGCAGCAAAAUUCAUAUUAAUGCCAAUCAUUUUGGAAUGAGAUGUUAGAGAACCAGGUGCCCACAUACUUUUGGUCAUGUAGUGUAUACUGGACAAUAUUGAAUAGAUCUUUACCCACAAAAUGCUAUUUUGAAGAAAUAUAUGUUCAUAAAUCUACAUCAUUUUUCUAUUUGAAUAAGAGUGUUGUAGAAUAUAAAGUAUUCUGAGUGAAAAGUUUGAACCCAAAUUGCUUGUGGUCCACUUGUGAAUGAAUCUAUAGGAAAUAUUUUGUGAGGAUCUUAUCCCAUUGGUCAUCAAUCAUGUACACAUUUACAUUCAAUGUGCAUAGUGUCAACACUGUCAAUGCAAUCUGCUUUUAUAAAUUCAAAGACAUAUGUUUUAUGUGAUCAUUACUUCAAUAUAAUGUGCAAUCGAAACAACUUUCAUGUACAUAAGUCUCAAAUGGGUACAUGAAGAUGAGUGCUAGCCUAUGCUAAGCUAAGAGGAAGGUGAUUUGAGUGUCUCUAGGAAGUGCCAAUGUGUCAGUUGUUUGCCUGUUGGCUUGAAUAUGUUGUGUAAACCCUUUGCUUGUACGCUCUUUCAUAAAGCCUUACAAGCUGUUAUAGACAAGUAGUGAAGAUAUUUGAUAAUUUGACAUAAACUGACUUAUACCGGCUGUAUUUCUGCCCAAGAUGGCAAAAUAAGAACAUGAAAUGACACCGAGAAUCGAUAGAACAUUGCUCAAAGAUUCCCAAAAACGAUAACAUUCAAAAUGAUUUAAUUUUUCCUUUAAGGUGCUCUCUGGCUUAUGACAGAGGGUUCACGUAACAUGUUGCACACUUUUCCCAAUCAGCUGUGUGUUCACAUUAUAUGCGGUUUCUUUGCAGCAGCACAUAUCUCCAUUGCUCCUUGUAAAAAAACAAUUGAACUGCAACUGUAAAAUGUUGUUAUUGUAAAGUAUUGUACUAUGACUCUGGUAAACCCUGUAAGUUGCCCUUCAGAUGACAUCUGCCAAAACUGAAUAAAUUACUAUAUAAUGACUAUU
Molecule: messenger RNA, 5971 nt
Organism: Salvelinus fontinalis (brook trout)
Lineage: Eukaryota; Metazoa; Chordata; Actinopteri; Salmoniformes; Salmonidae
Product: ALK tyrosine kinase receptor-like
Exons: 1
Biological process (GO): actin filament polymerization
Cellular component (GO): cytoplasm; actin filament
Molecular function (GO): microtubule binding; actin binding
Source: RefSeq, a predicted model, not a curated record